AUGGAUGACGAUAAUAAGCUUCUGCAUUUACGUGAAAAUUCUCUUCCUAAUCUUCCAGAUGAAAUAAAGGUUUUAAUCGAAAACGGAAAAAACUCGUCAAAAAUUUUGUGCGAAAGAUGCAAAUGCAUCAUUCUGAGGCCAAAUACCGCCACGUUUGCAAUAAAAGAGUUCUCAUUGCCGAUAAUGAAAAAGAAGUCCGCAGAUGAGCCAGACACGAAUUGUGAUCUGAUAACAGAAUGUUGGAAAGUUGAGAACAUGUAUGCCUUUGAGAACAUUGGGUUUUCCUACCUAGUAGACACUACAAAAUAUCUAACAUGUGCAGAUUGUGAAAUAGGACCAGUCGGCUGGCAUGACGUCACGGCCCCCAACGAAUUCUUUAUUGCUUUAUCUAGAGUUGUGCAUGAGCAGUAG
Molecule: messenger RNA, 411 nt
Organism: Helobdella robusta
Lineage: Eukaryota; Metazoa; Annelida; Clitellata; Rhynchobdellida; Glossiphoniidae
Exons: 2
Coding region: 1-411 (136 amino acids)
Biological process (GO): small GTPase-mediated signal transduction; post-Golgi vesicle-mediated transport
Cellular component (GO): cytosol; membrane
Molecular function (GO): zinc ion binding; guanyl-nucleotide exchange factor activity
Source: RefSeq, a predicted model, not a curated record